This is a messenger RNA of Cinara cedri, 415 nucleotides long. Lineage: Eukaryota; Metazoa; Arthropoda; Insecta; Hemiptera; Aphididae. The record is from the annotation of a GenBank genome assembly.
AUGUGGUGGUCGCAGUGGUCAUCGCCGGUACUGGUGCUGCUGGUGCUGGCGUUGACCCGGUGUGUGCCCGGCCAACGGCCAGCGCCCAGCAAGCGGCACGACGUCUACAUUGCCGGUUUCUUCCCGUUCGGCGGCCGGGUUUCCGGCAGCAUACCCGAGGGCCGGGUAGGCCGUGGUGUCAUGCCGGCAGUCAAACUGGCCGUCGACCACAUCAACGAGAGUCCGACGCUGUUGCGCAACUACCGGUUGCACGUGUGGUGGAACGACACUCAGGUGAGUAAGAAAAACAAAUUUAAAUGAACUUGCCGAAUCUCGAAUCUUAAUAACAAUUUUUAUUUUUUAAUAUAAACAUCCUGUAUAAGUUAAAAAUCAUUAUUCUUAUUGAAAACUAUAUACAUUUACCUAGACCUUUAAU